AAUGGGUUGGAUAAACUAAAUUCCCUUCUUCGACGAAACGGAAGUCAAGGUAAUAUGUUUAUUGUAUCCUAAUCACAUCAUUGAUACAGGAUAAACAGUAAAAUCUCCAGAGUCCCGAGAUGCGCGGCGCAUAUCCCCACCUUUAGCAAAUGUAAGCGCGGCACAACAAACUUUUGGACAGUCUGAGAGUGUACACUGAGGUGAACUGUUGUUGCUAUGUCGGAGAAAUUACAAAUUGGUUCCCUGGUCUGGGCAAAAAUGAAGGGAUUUUCUCCUUGGCCAGGCUUGAUCUCGAAACCGAAACACUGGGUCAAAAAACCCGCGAAGAAGACGGAUUUCCAAUGUAUCUACUUCUUCGGAACAAAGAAUUAUGCCUGGAUAGAGGAAUCGAACAUUAUGCCCUACUUGGAGUUUAAAGAGAAAUUAGUCAAUUCGUGCAAAUCUGCAAGUUUCAAAGAGGCCGUUGCCGAAAUUGAGGAAUUUCUGGAACGCAUCGAGGCGGAUCCUACUUUCACUCCUGAGCAGUUUGAUAACGAAAGGGAACAGGAUACCACCUUUGACCGUAUUAAAGAAGACAGUAAGAGUGCGCCAAAGAAAAAGAAGGAAUCCACCGGAGGCACCAAGCGGCUGUCCACUGCAAUUACACCUAAGGCAUCUAAAAAACGCAAAUCCUCACAAAGCGAAGAGAACGGAGCAAUUUCACCUGUUUUAUCGAAUCAUGUACCUAAAAAUUACGAAGAACUCCUUAAUCGCCCUUUGGUGGAGAAACCCGUAUGUACAUUUUUUUUCUUAGAGUACCGAAAAAUUGUUUUGUUCUUGUAUGUCGGCGUAAACUAAACUUUUGUUUAUAGA
This is a messenger RNA of Photinus pyralis (common eastern firefly), 852 nucleotides long. RefSeq names its product putative oxidoreductase GLYR1 homolog. The transcript has 7 exons. The coding region runs from base 217 to 837 and encodes 206 amino acids. The record is from RefSeq and is a predicted model, not a curated record. Lineage: Eukaryota; Metazoa; Arthropoda; Insecta; Coleoptera; Lampyridae. Gene Ontology annotation, molecular function: oxidoreductase activity, acting on the CH-OH group of donors, NAD or NADP as acceptor.